CCUACCACCCCCCCCACCUCUCUCAUCCCGCGUCUCGACGGACCAAACGCUGCUGCAGCAGCAUCACCGGCAGCAGCCUCCAAACUGCGUUUUCCCUGCCGCGAUGGAUCGCUCUGUGAACCGGUGAGCUGCUACCAGAGGACCGGCUGAACUGUUCGGGGAGGGGGGGGAGAAGGACCGACAAGCGAUGGCCGCUGCGAGAAUGUGCCAUACAUCUAAGGGAUAAAAAAAAAAAUGAUAUAUAUUUCCAGCAAUGUUAUAGGAUCGUCUUGUUUACCUUCCCGACAGAUAAACAGCCGGCUGACAGUGAUAUUACGGCCGACAUGUAAGAGCUGGAUAACUAUUCCCGUGUGACCGACUCCCAUCUGCAGCUCAUCACAUAACAUGAAAAAGGAUGAGCCCUUCAGGUCCGUAAACCCGUACUGAUUGGAGACAUGUUCUAACGACGACAUCUCAGCCACCAUGAAAGGGUUAGGAGCCAACCGCAGUCGUCACAUGUCUGACUCGUGUGAACCUGCGAGAUGCCCACAGAAGCCGCUCUAUCCUUUGACCUCUGACCCCCACAGCUCCUUUCUGUUGAGCCCCACCAUAAACCACUAUGGCACACUGGACCCCCAUCUCCAUCUGUGCACUCCCACCAGCCCCACCAACCUGACCCCUGACUGCCUGCUGCCUUUCAGCCAGUUGUCCAACAGCAGCACUUUCCCUCGUCUGCACUUCACCUCCCAGACUGAGCAGGUUGACUGCUCCCAGGCCUGCAUGGCUGGUGGUGGCGGACUCGGGCAGGGUGGCAGAACAGGUGCACUGUCCAACUCCUUGUCUAUGGGCAUGGGCUUAGGUCUGGGCCUAACUGGUGCUCCGAUGAUCACCAGUGGAUCAGCCACUAUCUCCUCUGCAGCAGCAGCCAAGAUGAAUCGGUUACCCUCCAACCUUUUGGAUCAGCUAGAGAGGCACCUGCCCCUGCAGCGCGACGGCUUCAGCACGCUGCAGUUUCAUAGGGGACGUAUGUCGAAGCAACGCAGUGAGAGCCCAGGACGCAUACGCCACCUGAUGCACUCUGUGCAGAAACUAUUUGCCAAGUCCCAGUCCCUGGAAAACUCUGCAAUCAAAGGCAACAUGAACGGACGCUCUGCUGGAGGAACAGCCGGCACCACGGGUGCUGGUGAGGAUGGAGGUAGACCAACACGCAGGAGCAAGAGUAAAGACAGGGCUAAAACUGAGGGGCCAAAGCAGAGACCUAGGCCCAAUGCACUAGGCUUCUGGAGCUCAGAUGAUGCCCUGGACACUGACACAACCAAAGCUGGCACUAUUGCUGUAGGUUACCGCAACCCUCUGACCAUGAUGUCUCUAGGCAGAGCGGUGUCAGACAGCCAGGCCGCUCCCAGGCAUAUCCCACAGGGCUACCACACCAUUUCUGCACAUACUCUCAAGACCUCGAAAAGCAGCAGUGACCUCAAGUUUCUGGCAUGCCAGGCGACACAGGUAGUAUCCAAGGACGAGGAGGGAAGAAUCAGGGGAAGCAAGGAUGAUAUACUGGUGAAGAGGGGCUCCUGGUCCACUCUCACCCUCAGCCAGGCCAGGCAAGUGUUGCAGAAGGGCUCUGCUACAGUUAACAGGACCCUGCUUAAAUCCAAGUCAUGCCACCAAGACCUGGCACAACAGUUCCUUCAGGUCCCACUGGGAGACUGGGCAGGAACUCUGGGUCGCGGCCGGGGCAGAGGAACUGAGAUCCCGUGUCGAAGGAUGCGCAGUGGCAGCUACGUUAAAGCUAUGGGAGACUUAGAGGACAGCGAGGACUCAGAGGGAAGCCCCAAACAUUCCCCCAAAGCCACCGCCCGACGCCAGAGCUACCUGAGGGCCACCCAGCACUCCCUGAGUGAGCAGCAGCCGCCUCCACCACCUCAACGCAAGCCUCGUUGCUACGCUCUCAUGCGGGAGGAUUAUCUGUGGUCUCCACUACAGAGUGCAUGCUCUAUGCAGCAUCUGAGCUCCCUGCCAUCCUUGAAAGAGCUGUCGACUAAUCGGAGCCUCGAUAACUUAGAUUGCCUGGUGAGCCCGCUGGAGGCCCCUCCACGCUACAGGAACAAUGAUUUCAGCCAAUGCUCUGCUACACUGGGCAGAGGCUCGGCCGCUCAGCGUGUGAGUCUGCACACGUUCUUUCAGGUAUACGGGCAGGGCUGCGGGCACUCACUUCCGUACUGUGAGGGGGAAUCGCAGGCCGUGGAGGCUCUGGAUUUGCCUGCGCCCACGUGCUUCCGGUCGCGCAGCCACAGCUACCUGCGUGCCAUCCAGGCGGGCUGCUCCCAGGAUGAAGACACCUCUGUGGACUCGGACUCACCGCCGCCCACCACUGCUGCAGGCUACAGUUACAGCUCCAACACCAUCGGCAGUAGGAAGGCUCCUCCCCCAGUCCCCCCCCGCACCACGUCCAAGCCCCUCAUCUCCGUGACGGUGCAGAGCAGCACCGAGUCGGCCCAAGACGUAUACACUGACCAGCAGGACCGUGGCAGUGAGGCCAACAGCCAGUCGGGACGCAGCAACUCCUCUGACAGUCUCUGUAGCAUCCGCACGGGCAGUCUGGCUAAGGGGCCCCGACCUCUACCGGUCCCAGUCCCAGUGUUAGUCCCUGUUCUAAUCCUGGGACCCGCUGCAGGCUCUGUGCAUCCUGUUCCAGCCCCUCGUGACCUCCCUCCUCCCACCACCACCACCGCUGUCACCACCACUUCCACAUCUACCCAGUCCCAACAUGACACCCUGAGCUUUGGUUUCACCCUAGAGCCGGCCCCGACUGCAACCAAGAGGAAACUGUCCUCCAUCGGAAUCCAGGUGGAUUGCAUUCUGCCAGUCCUGAGAGAAGAACCACUACCCCUGCCUGCACCCCUUAAGUUUCAGUCCAUCGGAGUUCAAGUAGAGAACGGCAGGCCUCUCAGCCGGGAAAGCAGCAUGGCCUCCAGACAAAACACAGAGACUGAGCCUCAGGAGCCCCAGGAUGCCGCACCCACAGAAAACAACACGGCAAACUGCACCAACAGUCAAACAUCGAAUGCCACCGCACCCAACGGACAGGACAAAGCCAUGGAACAGCAGCUCCUUAAACGCACCUCAGCCGCCUCCAGGAUAUCCAGCCCGCCCCAGGUGACUCUGGACCCGGCUUUGGAUCCCUCCUCGCUGCCACCGCCAGAUCCCAGCCUGGAGUCGGGAAACUGCAGCGCCCACGGAGAUGCUAUUCAGCCCGGCACGCCAGCUUGCCUCCGAGACGGUAACUGGUUUAUGAAGCUGCUGCAGGCUGAGACCGGGCGCAUGGAGGGCUGGUGUCAACAGAUGGAGCAGGAGACCAAAGACAACAAGCUGUCAGAGGAGGUGUUGGGCACGAUCCGCAGUGCAGUAGGCAGCGCUCAGCUCCUCAUGACAAAGAAGUUUGAGCAGUUCAGAGGGCUCUGUAAUGAGAACUUGGACGUCAGUGCCAACCCACGACCAACAGCACAGGACCUCGCAGGAUUCUGGGAUCUGCUACAACUCUCAAUAGAAGACAUCAGCAUGAAGUUUGACGAGCUCUACCAACUGAAAGCCAACAAAUGGCAACUUCCUGAGAAAUCAGAGAAGGAUGAAAACAAGCAGCUUCCCUCUGUGCCAAAGAAGCAGACUAAGCCCAGGCUGUCGGCAGGGAAGGACAGGAGCGUGGACUCCGUCGUGGACAAACAGCGGCAGGAAGCCAGGAAGCGUUUGAUGGCAGCAAAGCGCGCGGCGUCAGUGCGGCAAAACUCCGCCACGGAAAGCGCCGACAGCAUCGAAAUCUACGUCCCCGAGGCCCAAACCCGCCUCUGAUGAGAGUGAACCAGCAACCGAUCAUCGAGACAAAUCCGGACUCCCUUCAGACAUUCAUUGACACAAACACACAGACAGAUAUGAGACGAACACGCAAAUGUACAACGGAUGCACAGAGGCCGACACCCCCC
Anarrhichthys ocellatus (wolf-eel) is the source of this 3956-nucleotide messenger RNA. RefSeq names its product discs, large (Drosophila) homolog-associated protein 4a (gene dlgap4a). The transcript is spliced from 12 exons. Lineage: Eukaryota; Metazoa; Chordata; Actinopteri; Perciformes; Anarhichadidae. Bases 463 to 3825 code for a protein of 1120 amino acids. Gene Ontology annotation, molecular function: molecular adaptor activity. The record is from RefSeq and is a predicted model, not a curated record. Gene Ontology annotation, cellular component: glutamatergic synapse; postsynaptic specialization. Gene Ontology annotation, biological process: signaling.